CGGAGUGCAUGCAUCGAACGCAUCGCAUAGAGAACGCGACGCGCGACCGAGCAGGCCGGCCCGAUCAACUCGACAUACUCGAUUCCGCCGCGGUUGAUUCCGGUUUUUUUUUUUGUUUUCGUUCGGUUCGUUCGACGGGGCUCUCGACGAGCUCGUCGGGGCUCCAAACGGGGCCCGUUAUGGUGCAGUGAUCGAUGGUGCGUCGCGCUUAACCCAGUGACAAGAGUGACAAGUGACAGGAUUCGGUUUAUUUUCCGCGCAGCGUUCGGUGUUUGAUUUCGAUCGAGAAGAUGUCGGUGAUGCAGCUGCAGCAGGCGAAGCGCCAGCAGUGCUACCUCUGCGACCUGCCCCGCAUGCCGUGGGCGAUGGUGCACGAUUUCACGGAGGCCGUGUGCAGGGGUUGCGUGAACUACGAGGGCGCCGAUCGCGUCGAGGUGGUGCUGGAGACGGCGCGCCAGAUGAAGCGCGCCCACGGCUUCCAGGAGCAGCGCUCCGCCGUGCACAAAUCGCACCGAAGCGGCGCCAGCGCGGCCGCCGCCGCCCCGCACGAGCACCAGAACGGCGACGUGCCCGGCGUGGCCGCCUCGUCGGGCAGGCAACAGCAACAGCAACCAACCGCCCAGCACCACGCGUACGGGUUGCACCAUUCGCGCGGCGUACCGAUGGAGUACCAACAGCAGCGGGUGCGGACGCAGCUCGAGCAGCCGGGCGGCGAGCACGAUUUGGCCGGCAGGGCCGGCGUGCGAUUGCCCCAUUUGACGGGCCACCACCAGCUGGGGGGGCAUCAUCACGCCGCCAACGGACGGUUGGGGGGCGUGAAGCGGGGGAUGUCGGACGAGGCGGACGAGCACCACGCCGGGCACCAUCACAACGGCGAAUCGUCGAUGGGGGCGAAGAGGAUGCUGUCGGUGGAGGAGCACGGGAGCGCGUCGAGGCCGCCGUUGACGCGGGGCGAUUCGUUGCCGGCGGUGUCGUUGGCGCAGCCGUUUGUGGUGGCGGCCGAAAGGGGGUUCAAGCAGGAUAAGCAUCCGGUUAGGACGGCUUCGUUCGAUGCCGGGAGUGGAUUCAAAACCAAUGUGUCCGUUUCGAUGGGAAACGCCAACAGUACGAGCUCGAAUUCGCCGUUAAACAGCCGAACCGGUUCACCGCCCGAAACGAAUAUGACGGGCGUGGGGGCGACGGGGGCAGCGACUGGGGCGCCCCCCCAACCAACCACCGGUUCCGUUCAAAGUCCCAUGGCCGCUUUGAUUUCCGUCGCCGACAAUCUGCCUCCGGGUAGUCCCCGAUCGACGGGCGGCAGUCCGCCCACCAACGUUGCUCCGCGUUCCGCCUCCAGGGGAUCACAACAUUCGCCCAAUUCCACAGCGGGUUCGUCGAGCGGCAGGCGCUCCUCGGGCUCGAGGCACGUCUCAUCGACGACGGUGACGUCGACCGAAACGGGCGCCGUAUCGCAGGGAAACAACGACGCCUUGAACGGCGCCGGCGUCGGCGUCGGCGGCGGCGAUAACGGCGCCGCGGCUGCCGCAGCAGCAGCAGCGGCCGCAGCGACGCCCACGGCCGCCGCGACGGCCACGUUGAAGUGCACCAUUUGCCACGAACGAUUGGAGGACACCCAUUUCGUGCAAUGUCCGUCGGUGGCGCAGCACAAGUUCUGCUUUCCCUGCAGCAGGGAGAGCAUCAAACGGCAGGGCGCCGGUCAGGAGGUGUAUUGCCCGAGCGGCGAAAAAUGCCCAUUGGCCAAUUCGAACAUCCCUUGGGCGUUUAUGCAGGGCGAAAUAGCGACCAUAUUGGGCGACGAUUACAAGGUGAAGAAAGAGAGAGAAUCGUAGAAACGACGGUCGAGAGAGAGAAGGCGUUUGUUCGACCGGUGAUUCAUUAUUCAAAGCUCACUUUGCUCGAAAAAUGGCGGAGCUCUUUCGGAGCUUUUCGAAGCUUUUCGGAGCUUUUCGAAGAAGAAUACGCAAAAUAAUAAAAAAAAAGGUUGUUUGGUGGAGCGACACAAAAGCGAUACUAUAAAACAGGGAUAAAGGAUAAAUCGAUCGGGAACGGUAAAAAUAUUACAAAAAAAAAGUAAAUAAAUAAAUAAAAGGAUUGUACGAGACAACGGUAGAUAUGAUGUAAUAGUCGUGUAUAUAGGAGAAAGGCUGUGUUAAAAAACAAAACCGUUUCGUUUUUUUUUUUUU
Phyllotreta striolata is the source of this 2183-nucleotide messenger RNA. Lineage: Eukaryota; Metazoa; Arthropoda; Insecta; Coleoptera; Chrysomelidae. The record is from the annotation of a GenBank genome assembly.